AUGGUUACUCAAGUUGGUAUUAACGGUUUCGGUCGUAUUGGUCGUAUUGUCCUUCGUGCUUCUCUCGCUAACCCCGAGGUCCAAGUUGUCGCUAUUAACGAUCCUUUCAUCCCCCUCGAAUAUAUGGUUUACAUGUUCAAGUACGAUUCCGUUCACGGUCGUUUCAACGGUACUGUUGAAGCUAAGGAUGGUAAGCUCGUUGUCAACGGUAAGGAGAUCUCUGUCUUCUCUGAACGUGACCCCGCUCAAAUCCCUUGGGGUAAGGCUGAAGCCUACUAUGUUGUUGAGUCCACUGGUGUCUUCACUACCAUUGAUGCUGCCUCUUCUCAUUUAACCGGUGGUGCCAAGAAGGUUAUCAUCUCUGCUCCCUCUGCUGAUGCUCCUAUGUUCGUCUGUGGUGUCAACCUCGAGAAGUACACUGCUGACCUUAAGGUUAUCUCCAACGCUUCUUGUACCACUAACUGUCUCGCUCCUCUCGCCAAGGUUAUCAACGAUAACUUCGGUAUUGUUGAAGGUUUGAUGACCACUGUCCAUGCUACUACUGCUACCCAAAAGACUGUUGAUGGUCCUUCCAACAAGGAUUGGAGAGGUGGUCGUGGUGCUGGUGCCAACAUUAUUCCCUCUUCCACUGGUGCUGCCAAGGCUGUCGGUAAGGUUAUUCCCGAACUUAACGGUAAGCUUACCGGUAUGGCUUUCCGUGUCCCUACUCCCGAUGUCUCCGUCGUUGAUCUUACUGUCAGAUUAGAGAAGGGUGCUUCUUAUGAUGAGAUCAAGGCUGCCAUCAAGAAGGCUUCCGAGAACGAGAUGAAGGGUAUCCUCGGUUAUACCGAAGACCAAGUUGUCUCUCAAGAUUUCGUCAGUGAUGACAGAUCUUCCAUCUUCGAUGCCGCUGCCGGUAUUGCUCUUAACGAAAACUUCGUCAAGCUCGUCUCCUGGUACGAUAACGAAUUCGGUUACAGUAACCGUGUUAUUGAUCUUUUGGCUUAUGCUGCCAAGGUCGAUGCUGCCGCUUUGUAAAUUUCUUCAAGCUUUUAGAUAUCCCUCUAAAACAAAUAUCAUUCUAAAAUAAAUAUUGCUGUUUUUUAAUAAAAAAAAUUUAAGAGAUUAUACAUCUCUUGAAUAUUUUUUUGUCUAUACUAUAAAAAAACUUGUUUCCCACAUGUUUCGAAAAAUACUGGAUGUAUGGAGCCAAUGAUAAGCGUGUCAUCAUGGGAGUUCCCAGAGUGUGAAAGCUAAUAUGUUUGUAAUUACGGUUCUGCCCAUUACCUAGUUUGCAUGAAGGUAAAGAGGGGGAGAAACCGGCUCCCUUUUUAAUGUUCUCACGCGUUUUCAUCAACACAGACCUUUUUUGAUGUCCCGAUCACUAUUUUGCAUGUCUCAUGUGAAUUUCAACUGUGUGAUACCCGAUCUUUGACGCGUUUGAUUUAACGACAUUUUUUAUUUUUUUUUUUGGUACCGGUUCAAUUCUUAUCCGUCUUUCUUGUAAUUCCAUCAUAUUACGU
Mucor mucedo is the source of this 1502-nucleotide messenger RNA. RefSeq names its product glyceraldehyde-3-phosphate dehydrogenase 3. Gene Ontology annotation, biological process: glucose metabolic process. The record is from RefSeq and is a predicted model, not a curated record. Gene Ontology annotation, molecular function: NAD binding; oxidoreductase activity, acting on the aldehyde or oxo group of donors, NAD or NADP as acceptor; NADP binding. NCBI's taxonomy places the organism in Eukaryota, Fungi, Mucoromycota, Mucoromycetes, Mucorales, Mucoraceae. The transcript is spliced from 4 exons. Bases 1 to 1017 code for a protein of 338 amino acids.